GGUGGACAGGAUACCGGGAGGCUGUGUGUAAUCGCGCGCGGGAGAAGGACUACCGGUGCGCUCUGUUACUAACGCUUCACGAGCCAGCCAAGCGCGUCCUUUCGAACCAUCUCAAUGGAAACCGUGCGGGUGUGAGUGAAAGCGACAUCAGAAAGAACAACACCAUUCUUCCGCCAGAGUAAUCAAUACAAGGGGAUGGAACCGAUCGAUGCGACUGGAGGCUAAAUAUUUGUUUAGAUUUAAGGGAUUUACAAGUGAUCUCGUGUGGACAAUAUUCAACAGUGGACUAAAUAGCCUCCCUGCCCAGCCAGAGACGAGUGGAGCCCCUCUUCUGUCUGCGGACAUGAACUCCUCCUACGCCACCCUGAACCCACCCUUCUGGGCCCUCUACAUCAAUCACAGCUCUCACUACGACGACGGUUACUAUGGCAACACGACUGAGGCCCCGCCCUCCAUCCACAAGCCAAAGGCCUGUGAGCAGCUCAACAUCGCUGUGGAGGUGUUCCUGAUUCUGGGCAUCAUCAGUCUGCUUGAGAACAUUCUGGUGAUUGCUGCCAUCGUGAAGAACAAAAACCUGCACUCUCCUAUGUACUUCUUUGUGUGCAGUCUGGCCGUGGCAGACAUGCUAGUCAGUGUGUCCAACGCUUGGGAAACCAUCAUCAUUUACCUCCUCAACAACAAACGCCUGGUCGUGGACGACCACUUCAUCCGCCAGAUGGACAACGUGUUUGACUCCAUGAUCUGCAUCUCCGUGGUGGCGUCCAUGUGCAGCCUGCUGGCCAUCGCCGUGGACCGCUACGUCACCAUCUUCUACGCGCUGCGCUACCACAACAUCAUGACCCUGCGCCGCGCCGCCGCCAUCAUCGCCGCCAUCUGGACAUUCUGCACCGGCUGCGGCAUCGUGUUCAUCGUCUACUCCGACUCCACGCCCGUCAUCGUGUGCCUGGUGUCCAUGUUCUUUGCCAUGCUGGUGCUCAUGGCCUCGCUCUACAGCCACAUGUUCAUGUUGGCGCGCUCGCACGUCAAGCGCAUCGCCGCGCUGCCCGGCUACAACUCCAUCCACCAGCGGACGAGCAUGAAAGGGGCCAUCACCCUCACCAUCCUCCUGGGGAUCUUCAUCGUGUGCUGGGCGCCCUUCUUCCUCCACCUCAUCCUGAUGAUCUCCUGCCCGCGGAACCUCUACUGCGUGUGCUUCAUGUCCCACUUCAACAUGUACCUGAUCCUGAUCAUGUGCAACUCCGUCAUCGACCCCCUGAUCUACGCCUUCAGGAGCCAGGAGAUGAGGAAGACCUUCAGGGAGAUCAUCUGCUGCUACAGCGUCAGGAACGUCUGCAGCAACCUGGGGCUCACCAGGAACAUCAGCGGAUGACCUCCGGGUUGCCGUCACCGCGAGCUCCGCACCACCUCCACACGAUCUCCAGGCGAUCGGGGGGUCGUCCUUGUUGUGUUUUAUGCCGAGUGAA
Messenger RNA from Hypomesus transpacificus, 1463 nucleotides. It is a transcript of the gene mc5ra, whose product is annotated as melanocortin 5a receptor. Gene Ontology annotation, molecular function: melanocortin receptor activity. Gene Ontology annotation, biological process: G protein-coupled receptor signaling pathway. Lineage: Eukaryota; Metazoa; Chordata; Actinopteri; Osmeriformes; Osmeridae. The record is from RefSeq and is a predicted model, not a curated record. The transcript has 5 exons. Gene Ontology annotation, cellular component: membrane. Bases 209 to 1369 code for a protein of 386 amino acids.